This is a messenger RNA of Malurus melanocephalus (red-backed fairy wren), 2260 nucleotides long. RefSeq names its product BCL2 family apoptosis regulator BOK (gene BOK). Gene Ontology annotation, molecular function: protein homodimerization activity; protein heterodimerization activity. Lineage: Eukaryota; Metazoa; Chordata; Aves; Passeriformes; Maluridae. Gene Ontology annotation, biological process: extrinsic apoptotic signaling pathway in absence of ligand; intrinsic apoptotic signaling pathway in response to DNA damage; regulation of apoptotic process. The coding region runs from base 462 to 1103 and encodes 213 amino acids. Gene Ontology annotation, cellular component: mitochondrial outer membrane. The transcript is spliced from 5 exons. The record is from RefSeq and is a predicted model, not a curated record.
UUAUUUCAUCUUCCUUACAAGGCUAAAGCCAGGAGCUUUCCUCUGCGCUUGGGUGCCUUAAAAGCUGGAGGCAAACCCUAGGAUCCCCGUGGAAUGCAGUCGGGAUGUGCGGCUGACAGAGACGAGGAAGGAGGCACUGGCAUGAGCCCUGCGGAAAGCACAGCAGAGGAGGCUGGUGCUCUCCAGAGAAGUGWGACAGUAACCUAUGAAUCUUAAACCAGGUGUCCAGUGAUGCAGAUCUUCUAAAGAAACAUGAAAUCAAACCCUAAAAGAAAUCACUGAGAGGGAAAAAGUGCARCAUAAGAGCUAAAAUGAGAAACUGGCCUGUGGAGAAGAGCUGCUGGGAGCUGUGACAGAGCAUGAGACCAGAGAAUUACUAGACAACUCCUGCAGAUUCUCAUCGAAGCAUUGGCUCAGCCUCCCCAUCAGUGCAUGCAGAGCUGUGGGUUCAGCAGCUGAGGAUGGAAGUGCUGCGUCGCUCCUCAGUCUUCGCUGCAGAGGUGAUGGAGGUUUUUGACAGGUCUCCCACUGACAAAGAGCUCGUGUCCCAAGCCAAGGCUCUCUGCAGAGACUACAUAAACUCAAGGCUGAUUCGAGCGGGUGUGAGCUGGAGCAAACCCGAGUACAACGCCCCGGUGCCGGGGGGGAAGCUGGCUGAGGUGUCCACCAUCCUGCUCCGACUCGGGGAUGAGCUGGAGUACAUUCGCCCCAACGUGUACCGGAACAUCGCCCGSCAGCUGAACAUCUCCCUGCACUCGGAGACCGUGGUGUCCGACGCCUUCCUGGCUGUGGCUGCGCAGAUUUUCACCGCAGGCAUAACGUGGGGCAAGGUGGUGUCCCUGUAUGCYGUGGCAGCUGGGCUGGCAGUGGACUGCGUGCGGCACGCGCAGCCAGCCAUGGUUCACACCAUCGUYGACUGCCUGGGAGAGUUCGUCCGCAAAACCUUGGUGACGUGGCUGAAAAGGAGAGGAGGMUGGGCAGACAUCACAAAAUGUGUGGUGAAUACUGACCCCAGCCUUCGCUCGCACUGGCUCGUGGCCGCUGUUUGCAGUUUUGGUCACUUCCUCAAGGCCAUCUUCUUCGUCCUGCUGCCUGAGAGAUGAGCCCGAGCUGCCAAGCACAACCCCCCUGCCCCAUCUUCUCUCCCACUCCAGAAGCAACAAGAAGUAACUGGAGAAGUAAUUCCAGAUUGGUAAUGGCAAUCUCUGAAGAGGAGGAAGAGAAGAACUGGGACAAAGAAAAGGCUUGUUCUCCUCUCCCAUCAGCUGGGAGCAGAUGAUCAACCACAGUCUCAUAUUUGCAGCCACACGAGCCUCUCUCACCAUUAAUCCUUUCAAGAAUUUUGUUUCCCUGGGUGACUUGCAUGUGUGGCCUGGGUGUUGCUGGUCCCUGGGCACGCUGGUGGCAGCCAUGUGCAGCAGGGACUGUCAGAUGGCUGCUCCUUACAGCUGUGUUGCAUGCCUAUGCUAGUGCCAGGCAGAGGGGAGGAGGAAGGGAAUAUAUUUGAAAUGGAAUAWGAAAAUAGGAAAGGGGGAGAGUCCCUCCUUUACUCCAUGUGAUUUCCCUUUCAGUCCUCAGACUUGCCUUGUGUUGAUUCUCGUCGUUACAUUUGUGCUUAAACUUCAUCUCCCCCUUUAUCUCUAACUCACUUGCUGGGCAUGGUGGAUUUUUAACAAUAUAAAACCAAACAUUCUGUCAGGAGAUGAUUCUUCCUGACAUGUCCUGGAGAUUGCUCUGAGUGGCUGUGUGGGGGGCAGGACGAGAGGGCACCAUGUGUUUUGUUGACCCCUCUUACCACACUCACCCAGUCAAACAGGGGAGCAAGGGGUAAUGCCUUCAAGCAACAGCUUGGGAUGGAAUUUCAUCAUGAAGAAAAAGGUUUUAAUUUUGUUUUGAGGUUUUGUCAGAGUUAAGCAUGUGAGUAGGAAGGGCUGGGGGGUGUGGGCAGAAAUAGGGGAGCAGGAAGUGAACUGKCUGUGCCGAAAGUAGCUGGUGUAURUUUCUCCUUUAAUCUCUUUGGAAGUACAACUCAUAGUCUUCUUUGUGACAAACAAUAAAAGAAAAUAGGUGAUACUUCACUGUUGCAAAGACUAUUGUAUUUGUUUCCAGACCAGACUCAACAAUUCCAAAAAAGGCCAGAACAGUGCAGAGACAAACACUCCAGCCACGCUAAAAAUACUUCAGUUUUCCCCUGGUAGAGCAUGUUAACAUGUUAAAACUCUGGCCUGCUUCAUGCCUGGAAUUUAACCCAUGUUGUUGC